This is a messenger RNA of Triplophysa dalaica, 3612 nucleotides long. RefSeq names its product protein phosphatase 2, regulatory subunit B', epsilon isoform a (gene ppp2r5ea). Gene Ontology annotation, cellular component: cytosol; nucleus; protein phosphatase type 2A complex. The transcript is spliced from 14 exons. The record is from RefSeq and is a predicted model, not a curated record. Gene Ontology annotation, molecular function: protein phosphatase activator activity. Gene Ontology annotation, biological process: protein dephosphorylation; signal transduction. The coding region runs from base 486 to 1892 and encodes 468 amino acids. NCBI's taxonomy places the organism in Eukaryota, Metazoa, Chordata, Actinopteri, Cypriniformes, Nemacheilidae.
UUGUCUGUUUUGAGACAGGAAAAAAUUGGCAGUGAGCACUAGCACAGCCAGCUAACGUUUACUUCUGAUAACAGGUUAGCAGUUAGUCGCCGGUUAACUGAGUUUGAGGAUAAGGAAAGGGAUAAUCUGACUUUAGUGCCCAAACACCUUGGUAUGUAGUCGGUCAGUGAACGUGUAUGAAUGUGGCUUUAGGUGCAGGCGGGGACGGCAGCUACAGGGAUUAGCUGUACGGGGAGCUCCUGCUAGCAAUGCUCACAUACCUUCAGACGGCUUGUUAAUUAACUCGUAAAAGGGGAAUUUAGUGCGGUUUCAAUAGGAAAACCUGUCACCAUUUAUACUUUAGCCCUAUAUCAAGCUAAAGCUAGUUUAAAUAGCCCUAUAGUACAGCGUCUGUGUUAGCUGGCUAGCUGGGUCGCCUGCAAGCAAAUACAAGGUUAGCCGCUUGAAACGAGCCACCUGGACCCGAAAAUCACAGAGAGAGGGCUAUGUCUUCAGCACCCACCACACCCCCGUCGGUGGACAAAGUGGACGGCUUCUCCAGGAAGUCUGUCAGGAAAGCCAGGCAGAAGCGAGCACAGAGCUCGUCUCAGUUCAGAUCUCAGGACAAGCCCAUCGAUCUUGUGCAGCUGCCGCUGCUCAAAGAUGUUUCGGCUCAGGAGCAACCAGAAUUGUUCCUCAAGAAAGUGCAGCAGUGCUGUACUCUGUUUGACUUUAUGGACACGCUGUCUGAUCUGAAAAUGAAAGAGUAUAAACGUUCAACUCUUAAUGAGCUGGUGGACUAUGUUACUGUUAGCCGGGGCUACCUGACUGAACAGACGUACCCUGAGGUUGUCAAAAUGGUGUCCUACAAUAUUUUUCGGACACUUCCACCUAGUGACAGUAAUGAGUUUGACCCAGAGGAGGAUGAGCCCACGCUGGAAGCCUCGUGGCCACAUUUACAGCUUGUCUACGAGUUCUUCAUUCGCUUCUUGGAGAGUCAGGAAUUUCAGCCCAGCAUUGCCAAAAAAUACAUUGACCAGAAAUUUGUAUUACAGCUGUUGGAGUUGUUUGAUAGCGAGGACCCCCGAGAGAGGGAUUGCCUGAAGACUGUCCUCCACAGAAUCUACGGCAAGUUCCUCGGCCUCCGAGCCUUCAUCCGCAAACAGAUCAACAACAUCUUUCUUUGUUUUGUUUACGAGACUGAACACUUCAAUGGAGUAGCUGAACUGCUGGAGAUUUUGGGAAGCAUCAUCAAUGGUUUCGCUCUCCCGCUCAAAGCCGAACACAAACAGUUCCUGGUGAAAGUGUUGCUGCCUCUCCACACAGUGAAGAGCCUGUCUCUUUUUCAUGCCCAGCUGGCGUAUUGUAUUGUACAGUUCUUAGAGAAAGAUCCCACGUUAACAGAGCCCGUCAUCGGAGGUUUGUUGAAGUUCUGGCCAAAAACCUGCAGUCAAAAAGAGGUCAUGUUUCUUGGGGAGCUGGAGGAGAUUCUAGACGUGAUCGAGCCCACUCAGUUUGUUAAGAUCCAGGAGCCGCUCUUCAAACUGAUUGCUAGAUGCGUGUCCAGCCCUCAUUUUCAGGUGGCAGAGCGAGCUCUGUACUACUGGAACAAUGAGUACAUCAUGAGUCUGAUCGAGGAGAACUCCAGCGUCAUCCUGCCUAUCAUGUUCGCCAGUCUGUACAGGAUCUCCAAAGAGCACUGGAACCCGGCAAUAUCAGCUUUGAUCUACAACGUGCUCAAAGCGUUCAUGGAGAUGAACAGCGCUUUGUUUGAUGAGCUUGCAGCCAGUUAUAAAUCGGACAGGCAAAGGGAAAGGAAGAAGGAUAAGGAACGAGAGGAUCUCUGGAGGAAGCUGGAGGAGCUGGAGCUCAGACGAGGCAUCCAGAACAGCGAUGGCGUCAUUCCCACCUAACCCGGACCUUGUUCUGCCCCCUACGUGGCCCCAACCAAUCCCUUCCUACUCUGCCACAGGGACCCCGCCCCCUCUUUGCUUUUCACGCUACGUACUUUACUGCACACUCCCUCGUUCAUUUCCUCCCUUUCAACAGCACUGUAAAUAAUCCUCUCCCUCUUUCCUGUAUCAUGCUACUACACUGAAAGGAAGAAAAAAAUCGAUUAUAUCUACCUACGGGAAAGAAAGACUUCAUGCACUCCUUGUUGUAUAAAGAUAUGGUAAAAUGAAAAUCAACUUUGGUCAAAGGAUAUAUUUUAAAAACGCGUCUCCAUGUCGAUAUCGAGUGACGCCCGUGAUCUCCAAGGAAGUGGCCUGGCUCCCCUCAUCGAGAUGCUUGGGGGAUGCUUCGCUUCUGAGAUUAAACAUGUCUUAUGAUGGCCUCACCUACAUGUGUUUUUGCCCUGAAAAGAGAGACAAUUGACUCGGGAGAUACAAACUGUCACAUACUCAAACGAAGACCGGAGUGAAAAUAAACGUUCUCUCUGUGGUGUGUACUUUCAUUUUGUUUUUGACAGGAUGAUGCCCAGAUCUUUACUGUACAUUACGGACAGGUGCUUGAGUGUAAUCGUCACCGCCGACCGGGAAUCUCAGUGGUUAUCUGCGCUCUAUUCAGAGGACAAACCUCUCUGAGGACCUUUAUUUUUUUAACUUGUAAUAGAUUCAUGCUGUCGAAACCUCUUGGAAAUUCCAACGUGGAUAUUCAGUAGUUCACCAAGAGUGGCAACACAACUGUCAGUAUGCCUUCAGAAAAGCUCCGUUUCUCAGACACUAGUAAGAACCGUUGGGAUUUCGGUGGCGUGUUGUGUUCAGAACUCAUCCAGUGUUUUUACACCAGUUAAGUGACAUAUAUUUUUCAUAAAGUACAUUUCUGGACUGCUUAUCAUAGGCCACCCAGAUUUCCGCUGAUCAGCUGUUAGAUAUGAUUGCAGGAUAGUCGUCCACGAGUGAGUUGAGAGAAGGGUUUUCUUUAUUUUUCUAUUGGAGUGUCGAAAAUGAAAUCCUGCUUAUGUUGGGGUUUGUUGGUAAAAGCUGAUCCACUAGGUUGUAAUCUCUCUUCUGAAACACCAGCUGCCAGGGCAGGCUAGAGCUAAAAAAGCACUUCAAGUUGGCUAUUUAGUUGUUCUCGUGGGACUUUCCUCUCUUUUAUUUGAAGUCCCGAUAAUCGUGGUUGUGGAUUUUACAAUGUGAGGAGGCUGUAUUUUAUUAUAUUUUUAUUUCCAGCUUAAUCAUGUGUCUCUUUCUCUCUUCCUCGUUUUAAUUCUCCCAAGCUCAUUGUGUGUUAAUGAUGGCCCAAGUUUGAUAUGUAAAAAUCAAAAGAAAGGGUUUGAUGAAUAGAAUAAAUCUAAUUAUUUUAAAAAAGAAGAGAUAUUAAAUAAACCUGUUUUUGUGAUAAAUUGUUUGUUUUUUUGGGGGUGGGGAAGUCAAUAAAUCGUGAAACCACUCUUUAAAAAUGAAGUUACAACAAAAGGUUCUUCACAGCGGUGCUAUAGAAAAACCAAAAACCAAGUAACAUUUAUUUUACAGUGCUUGUAUUUUUUGUGUAAACCAAGGGUUUUCAAACUUAAUGAUUCCAGGGACCCCCAAAUAUGAUGGACCCCCUUCCUAAAAUGUAUAUCCAUCAAUCUAUUUGUAUACAUAUUUUGCAUAAGAAAACAUUUAAACUAAGGUAUGAUUAAAA